GCGCAUGUGCAAAAGGCACUGCUUCGAUAUAGUGUUUUUUGACGAAUUUCGAGUAAUAACACGUUAAUCCAUUGAAGACAUUGUCUCGAAUCUAGGUAUUGCCUUUAGAAAAUGAACAAAUAAGUAAUAUUUUUUCACUUCUUUCAUUUACUUCUCCAACCCCAAACCCCGGCCUGGUCUACUUAGUCUGCUUCGAACGCUUGCGCUUUUGCGUCUCUGGGUUUAGAAACUCUGUGUCCACACCUUGGCUCACACAUCGCGACGCAAGGUGACGACGUUCAAUUGCACCGACGUCAAACGUUGCCCUCCACCAUGCGUAUUAAAUGUAUUGUUGUUGGAGUGGUUGUUAUGACUGGACAAGGCCUCGGUUUAAAUUAGGAGACCCCGCCGUCGCUGCCACGGUAGACCUGCCGAUGGAGGGCAUGGACAUAGACCUGGACCCGGAGCUCAUGCAGAAAUUCAACUGUAUGGGCACCACUGACAAGGAUGUCCUCAUCUCAGAGUUCCAAAGACUGCUGGGGUUCCAACUCAACCCGGCAGGAUGCGCCUUCUUCCUUGACAUGACCAACUGGAAUCUACAGGCAGCCAUCGGUGCAUAUUAUGAUGUUGAGAGUCCCAGCAUCAACACACCAUCCAUGUCUUUUUUGGAGGAUGUGACGAUUGGUGAGGGAGAGUCUGUUCCCCCCGACACACCGUUCACGAAGACCUGGAGGAUACAGAAUACAGGUGCAGAGUCCUGGCCACCCGGGGUAUGUCUGAAGUACAUUGGAGGGGAUCAGUUUGGCCACAUCAACAUGGUGAUGGUGCGCUGUCUAGACCCCCAGGAGAUCUCAGACGUCAGUGUGCAGAUGCACAGCCCUGUGUCACCUGGCAUGUACCAGGGCCAAUGGAGGAUGUGCACAGCCACAGGACUGUUUUACGGAGAUGUGAUCUGGGUGAUCCUCAGUGUAGAGGUGGGGGGCCUUUUGGGCGUGACACAGCAGCUGUCCUCCUUCGAGACAGAGUUCAACACGCAGCCGCACCGCAACGUGGAGGGAGACUUCAACCCCUUCGCCUCGCCACAGAAGAGCAAACACAACUCCGGAGACCACAACAACUUGAAAGACCCUGGAGGAGCCUGGGAGGGCACGCAGGACGCCAUCCAGCAAGAUCAAAACGGACUGUCUCACAAUGCUGUAAAUAGAGCAUCGAAUGGGCUCCAAAGCAAUCUAUCAGUAUUGACUUACAGUCAGGGUAUUCAUGGCCCCUAUCCGUUUGGCCAGAGUUAAAAAGAUGGAGAUCCAGGCGGUGCUGAACUGACCUGGGUAUGUUGAGGCAGGGGCACCGGAGAGGGGAGUGACACAUUUCAUACAGACUCCAGACAACCCUCUUCCUUGCCCCCAAUCCACCAAAACACAAGCUACAGAGAGAACAAGGACGCACCUACCCCAGCAAAUAACCCCCUACCAACAUCAUCAGCACCCUCCUGAGAUCUGUAUGUGUAAAUGCUACAUAAUGAGUGCUAUAAAUCCUAAAAAAAAGUUGUCGUACUACUACACAGCUGUUUUUAGUUUUCUUUCUUAUUUUUAUCUGUCAACACACCUCAGUGAGUAAGGACUGCUGGAUGAGUUUAGCAAAGGGAUGGAUGUGUGUGAGCUUGAGCAAAUGACGUGUGAGUGAAAAAAAGCCAUCUAAAACUAUUUUGCCUGUUGAGCAAUUGUACAGUUAGAAGUCGGAAGUUUACCUACACUUAGGUUGGAGUCAUUCAAACUAUGUUUUUCAACCACUCCACAAAUGUCUUGUUAAGUAACUAAAGUUUUGGCAAGUUGGGACAUCUACUUUGUGUGACAAGUCAUUUUUCCAAAAAUGGUUUACAGACAGAUUAUUUCACUUACAAUUCACUGUAUCACAAUUCCAGUGGGUCAGAAGUUUACAUACACAAAGUUGACUGUGUGUUUAAACAGCAUGGAAAAUUCCAGAAAAUUAUGUCAUGGCUUUAAAAGUUUCUGAUUGCUAAUUGACAUCAUUUGAGUCAAUUGGAGGUGUAUCUGUGGAUGUAUUUCAAGGCCUACCUUCAAACUCAGUGCCUCUUUACUUGACAUGGGGAAAGCAAAAUAAAUCAGCCAAAAAAUUGUAGACCUCCAUAAGUCUGGUUCAUCCUUGGGAGCAAUUUCUAAACGCCGAAAGGUACCACGUUCAUCUGUACAAAGAAGAGUACGUAAGUAUAAACACCAUAGGACCACGCAGCUGUCAUUACCGCUCAGGAAGGAGACUUGUUCUGUCUCCUAGAGAUGAACGUACUUUGGUGCGAAAAGUGCAAAGCAAUCCCAGAACAACCGCAAAUUACCUUGUGAAGAUGCUGGAGGAAAUGUCUACAAAAGUGUAUAUAUACACAGUAAAACGAGUCCUAUAUCAACAUAACAUGAAAUACCACUCAGCAAGGAAGAAGCCACUGCUCAAAAACCGGCAUUAAAAAAAGCCGGACUACAGUUUGCAACUGCACAUGGAGACAAAUAUCGUACUUUUUGGAGAAAUGUCCUCUGGUCUGAUGAGACAAAAAUAGAACUGUUUGGCCAUAAUGACCAUUACUAUGUUUGGAGGAUAAAGGGGAACGCUUGCAAGCCGAAGAACACCAUCACAACCGUGAAGCACGGGUGGCAGCAUCAUGUUGUGGGGGUUCUUUGCUGCAGGAGGGACUGGUGCACUUAACAAAAUAGAUGGCAUCAUGUGGAAGGAGAAUUAUGGGGAUAUAUUGAAGCAACAUCUCAAAACAUCAGCCAAGUUGAAGCUUGGUCGCAAAUGGGUCUUCCCAAUGACCCCAAGCAUACUUCCAAAAUGGUGCAAAAUGGCUUAAGGACAACAAAGUCAAGGUAUUGGAGUGGCCAUCACAAAGCCCUGACCUCAAGCCUAUAAAAAAAAAUUGUGGGCAGAACUGAAAAAGCGUGUGCGGGCAAGGAGGCCUACAAUCCUGACUCCGUUUUACACCAGCUCUGUCAGGAGGAAUGGGCCAAAAUUCACCCAACUUAUUGUGGGAAGCUUGUGGAAGGCUACCCGACACGUUUGACCCAAGUUAAACAAUUUAAAGGCAAUGCUACCAAAUACUAAUUGAGUGUGUGUAAACUUCUGACCCACUGGGAAUGUGAUGAAAGAAAGAAAUCAUUCUCUCAACUAUUAUUCUGACAUUUCACAUUCUUAAAAUUAAAGUGGUGAUCCUAACUGACCUAAGACAGAGAAUGUUUACUAGGAUUAAAUGUCAGGAAUUGUGAAAAAUGUCGUUUAUAUGCAUUUGGCUAAGGUGUAUGUAAACUUCCAACUUUAGGUUUUAAAUCAAUGUCUGCAUAUGUACAGUACCAGUCAAAAGUUCCUAUGUUCUUUAUUUUUCCUAUUUUCUACAUUGUAGAAUAAUAGUGAAGACAUCAAAACUAUGAUAUAACACAUGGAAGGAAUCAUGUAGUAACCAAAAAAGUGUUAAACAAAUCAAAAUAUAUUUGAGAUUCUUCAAUGUAGCCACCCUUUGCCUUGACAACAGCUUUGCACACUCUUGGCAUUCUCUCAAUCAGCUUAAUCAGUCACCUGGAAUACAAUUAACAGGUGUGCCUUGUUAAUUUUUGGAAUUCAUUUCCUCAAUGCGUAUGAGCCAAUCAGUUGUGUUGACAGGGUUGGUAUACAGAAGAUAAAUCUAUUUGGUAAAAUACCAAGUCUUUAUUAUGGCAAAAACAACUCAAAUACUAAAAGAGAAAUGACAGUCCAUCAUUACUUUAAGACAAUCCGGAAAAUGUAAAGAACUUUGAAAGUUUAAGUGCAGUCGCAAAAACCAAGCGCUACCCAGAGUUACCUCUGCUGUUCAUUAGGGUUACCAGCCUCAGAAAUUGCAGCCCAAAUAAAUAAUUCAGAGUUCAAGUAACAGACACAUCUCAACAUCAACUUUUCAGAGGAGACUGUGAAUCAGACCUUCUUGGUCGAAUUGCUCCAAAGAAACGGCAGCGGGGCGGCAGCGUAGCCUAGUGGUUAGAGCAUUGGACUAGUAACCGAAAGGUUGCAAGAUCGAAUCCCCGAGCUGACACGGUACAAAUCUGUCGUUCUGCUCCUGAACAAGGCUGUUCCUAGUUAAACCACUACUAAAGGACACCAAUAAGAAGAGACUUGCUUGGGCCAAGAAACACGAGCAAUGGACAUUAGACCAGUGGAAAUCUGUCCUUUGGUCUGAUGAGUCCAAAUUUGAAAUGUUUGGUUAUUUUGUGAGACACAGAGUAGGUGAACGGAUGAUCUCUGCAUGUGUGGUUCCCACCGUGAAGCAUGGAGGUGUGAGGGUGUGGGGGUGCUUUGCUGGUGACCUCGUCUGUGAUUUAUUUUGAAUUCAAGGCACACUUAACCUGCUUGGCUACCACAGUAUUCUACAGCGAUACCCCAUCCCAUCUGGUUUACACUUAGUCCCACUGUCAUUUGUUUUUCAACAGGACAAUGACCCAAAACACACAUCCAGGCCGUGUAAGGGCUAUUUGACCAAGAAGGAGAUUUAUGGAGUACUGCAUCAGAUGACCUGGCCUCCACAAUCACCCGACCUCAUCCCAAUUAAGAUGGUUUGGGAUGAGUUGGUCCGCGAAGUGAAGGAGAAGCAGCCAACGAGCUCAGCAUUUCAAAUUGUAUUUGUCACGUGUGCCGAAUACAACAGGUGUAGACCUUACCGUGAAAUGCGUACUUACAAGCCCUUAACCAACAAUGUAGUUCAAGAAGUAGUGUUAAUGAAAUAUUUACUAAAUUAACUCAAGUAAAAAACUAAUUGAAUCAAUCAAAAUAACACUAUAACGAGGCUAUUUGCAGGGGGUACCAGCACUGAGUCAAUGUGUGGGGGUACAGGUUAAUCGAGGUAAUUUGUAAAGUGACUAUGCAUAGAAAAUAAACAGCGAGUAGCAGCAGUGUAACGACAAAGGGAGGGGGAGGUGGACCCAUGCCACGUCUUUUCAGUCUCCUGCGGCAGAAAAAAGGUGUUGCUGUGCCCUCUUCACAACUGCCUUGGUGUGUUUGAACCAUGAUAGUUUGGUGAUGUUGACACCAAGAACUUACCUCUCGACCCGCUGCACUUCAGUCCCGUCAAUGUUAAUGGGGGCCUGUUCGGCCUUCCUAUAGUCCACAAUCAGCUCCUUUUGUCUUGCUCACAUUGAAAGGUUGUUGUCCUGGCACCAAACUGCCAGGUCCCUGACCACCUCCCUAUAGGCUGUCUCAUCUUUGUUGGUGUCGUCAGAAAACUUAAUGGUGGUUUUGGAGUCGUGCUGGCCACACAGUCAUGGGUGAACAGGAAAUACAAGAGGAAAUACAAGAGGGGACUAAGCACUCACCCUUGAGGGGCCCUAGUGUUGAGGAUCAGCGUGACAGAUGUUAUGUUGCCUACCCUUACCACAUGUGGGAACUCCUUCAAGACUGUUGGAGAAGCAUUCUACGCAAAGAUGGUUGAGAGAAUGCCAAGAGUGUGCAAAGCUGUCAUCAAAACAAAGGUUGGUUACUUUGAAGAUUCCUAAAUAUAAAAUAUAUUAUGAUUUGUUUAACACUUUUUCUUGGUUGCUACAUGAUUCCAUAUGUGUUAUUUCAUCGUUUUGAUGUCUUCACUAUUAUUCUACAAUGUAGAAAAUAGUCAAAAAUAAAGAGAGAACCUUGAAUGAGUAGGUGUGUCCAAACAUUGGACUGUUACUAUAUGUGUAUGGUUUCCUUCUGGAUUUUACUAAACAUGAAAUGGUGGUUACUACAUCGGUAAGAAAGUGGUGACCUAUGUACACAUAAAUAUAAUACUCAUUCUAAAACAAUUCCUCCACUGAUGUUUCAGAAUUUAGGAUACAGGCCUGUGAAUGAGUAGCCCAGUAAGUAAGGCUUUGCUGUACUGUUCUAACACAGAGAUGCAUAGUUCAGUGGUAAAGCUUGUUCUUUAGAGCAAGCAGAUGGUGCUAUUAAUUAAACUACCAAACCAAAUUGUCUCUGACACGUCACGACAGACAACAUCAUAGAAAGAUCGACUUCUGGAUUUGUGAAUUCUCAAGCCAACAGCAAUAUCAACACCAUUGUUUUAUUUCUGCAGUUUGCACGAUGCCACUUCGGAUAUUUGCAAGUGGUGAUUCGAUGUACUAUCAGGAUCUAGAGCGUAUUUUGUUUUCAUAUAUACUCCUUGUUUUAUUUUUCUUCCAAACUUGUACACAACAUUGAAUCCUGUUUUGAUUGUCAAAUUAAGUAAAUUUGGUAUUACUUAUAUUCAAAAGAACACAGGGUCAAGCCUGGAAUUCAUUGUACUCUGCAUAAAUUGCUGUAUGAGGUCUUGUUAUGUUAAUCAUUGUUCUGCAAUUUGUUUACCAUUUGGAAUGUUGUCGUUUUUAACCCUUUUUCUAUCGCUCCCUUCAAGCAAUCCUGAUUUGUCUGCUUCCUAUGUUCCAACAGGUUGAGUAAAAAUAAAAAAGGAAAUUUGUGACCAUUGUUAUUCAUCGACUAAAGCUGUUGUAGAUGGCCGUACAAUAGUCUUUUAUGGUUUAUUCUGAUGUACGGUGUCUGUUUUCUUGUGGGCAUGGUGUUUUCACACAAGCCUUUCAUAUUUCUGUAUUUCUCGAGGUCAUACUGUUAGUCUUCCCAAACUUGUUUUUUUUAUACUACUUUUUUUUAUCGGAGUACCUUGCUGUCUGCUUUGCUUGUGUUUUGUGUUCGAUGGGGAGUUUUUAAUUAUUUUCUUUUUUUUAAGCGGUGUGGCAUGGUGAGUGGAUGAGUGGAGAGUUUGCAUAGUCUUAUGAUAGAACAUUUAUGAGAAGAAAAAAUGUCAAAUUCAAGCAUAUUUCCUGUAUGUAUAAAUUAAGAUUUGUAUGAUUAAAUUAACACUGACACAAAUAA
Molecule: messenger RNA, 6840 nt
Organism: Oncorhynchus nerka (sockeye salmon)
Lineage: Eukaryota; Metazoa; Chordata; Actinopteri; Salmoniformes; Salmonidae
Product: protein ILRUN
Exons: 5
Coding region: 324-1268 (314 amino acids)
Molecular function (GO): protein binding
Source: RefSeq, a predicted model, not a curated record